Messenger RNA from Humulus lupulus (European hop), 1270 nucleotides. RefSeq names its product 1-aminocyclopropane-1-carboxylate oxidase homolog 3-like. The transcript has 3 exons. The coding region runs from base 1 to 1101 and encodes 366 amino acids. The record is from RefSeq and is a predicted model, not a curated record. Lineage: Eukaryota; Viridiplantae; Streptophyta; Magnoliopsida; Rosales; Cannabaceae.
AUGGUGGCAACAAGCUCUGAAUAUUAUGAUAGAGUAAGUGAGGUUAAAGCUUUUGAUGAGUCCAAAGUUGGAGUGAAAGGCCUUGUUGAUGCUGGGAUAACACAGAUUCCUCGUUUCUUUCACAAGUCAAUAUGUGAUGAUCACAACUCUGUUCUAGAAGAUGCCCAGUUCAGUAUACCAGUUAUAGACCUUGGAGGCCUUAAUGGAGAUUCAUUUGGGCAAAGAGAGAGGGUUGAUAGAGUGAAAGAAGCCUCUGAGAAUGGAGGGUUCUUCCAAAUUGUUAACCAUGGCAUUCCAGAGAGUGUUAUGGAGGAAAUGAAGAAUGGUGUUCGAAGAUUUUUUGAGCAAGAAACUGAGGUGAAGAAAGAGUUUUAUUCUAGAGAUUUUACUAAGCCGCUGUUCUACAACACCAACAACAGUUUGUAUACCUCUCCAUCUGCUGAUUGGAGGGAUACACUUACUUAUCGAAUGGCUCCUGAUACUCCAAAUCCAGAAGACUUGCCCCUUGUAUGCAGAGACAUACUUGUGGAGUACUCAAAGCAAGUAAUGAAAGUAGGGAUUUUUCUGUUUCGGUUGAUCUCUGAAGCUCUCGGGCAGAAUCCAAAUCACUUGCUCGACAUGGAUUGUGCAGAGGGUCAACUACUUUUUUGCCAUUACUAUCCACCAUGCCCGCAGCCAGAGCUAACUAUGGGGGCAACCAAACAUGCUGAUGUUGACUUCCUCACUGUUCUACUUCAAGAUGACAUUGGUGGUCUCCAAGUUCUUAACGACAAUAAAUGGAUUGAUGUUCCUCCUCAACCAGGAGCUCUAGUGGUCAAUAUUGGAGAUCUUCUUCAGCUCAUAACAAAUGAUAGAUUCAAAAGUGUUGAACACAGAGUUCUGGCGAGCCAUGCAGGUCCUAGAAUAUCUAUUGCCAGCUUCUUUUGCACAGGUGUAGUUCCAACCUCAAAAUUAUAUGGACCUAUUAAAGAGUUGUUAUCAGAAAAUAAUCCUCCUAAGUACAGAGAAACCACAGUGAAGGACUAUAUUGAUUAUUCUGGUAAGAAAGGCCUUGAUGGGACUAAGGCCUUGGAUCAUUUCAAGCUCACCGAAACAGAAUGAUAUGUACUUAUAUGAUGGUGUUCCCUGUCAUAACUUUCUUCUACAAAUAAACAUGUGAUACAUGGAACAUCCUAAGAUGAAAGGAUGAUAUAAACUAGACUAGAAGAAGCUUUUCAGCUGUAUUAACUAUGAAAAAGAAAAGAAAAGAAAAGGAAGAUUUGAACUUGGC